Messenger RNA from Phalaenopsis equestris, 1675 nucleotides. RefSeq lists its product as uncharacterized. Gene Ontology annotation, biological process: lipid metabolic process. The record is from RefSeq and is a predicted model, not a curated record. The coding region runs from base 134 to 1570 and encodes 478 amino acids. The transcript has 5 exons. Gene Ontology annotation, molecular function: triacylglycerol lipase activity. Lineage: Eukaryota; Viridiplantae; Streptophyta; Magnoliopsida; Asparagales; Orchidaceae.
CGUUAGUCGUUCGCUAACUCCACAACAUCCCUAAUUUAAUACUCCACAACCUGUUCACUCCCUCGGAUUCCAUCUCUUCGUCUCCCUUUCUCUGUAGUUUUUCUUCCACACAAGCUCUUGAUCAGAUCUCUUCAUGGCAGACAGCACCGGCUACUUCACUGAUUACUUAGUGCUGAAGCCGGACAAGGCCGGCCUUCUCGAUCUCAUCCAUGUCCUGUAUUCGGGAAACGUGGACGAGAGUGGGUGUGUGUUCGGGCCGCCGGGGAAGAAGAUCGCCGGAAUAAGGCGGAAAUGGGACAUCUUCAUCUCCCUUCUUCUGCAGAGAAGUCUGCUCCUUUUAAGCUCUCCUAUGUCUCGGGUGGGAUCGGCCGUUGGCUUCUGGGGAAAUUUGGUUGACGAUAAUGGCGGCGGAUUGUUCCAUCUCCUCGCUAAUUUUAUCAGAGGCGAAGUCCGAAUGCCAGUGAAGGGAUCCGAUUCAUACAAGUCCGCCAUUGGACUGAUUGAUACAAGGCUGCAGCUGGAUAAGGCUAUUGGGAAUAGCGACCCCCGAUACCAAGCAGCGCUUGCUGUGAUGGCUUCCAAACUUUCUUACGAGAACCAGCUCUUCAUUGAAAGCACCGUGAAAGAUAAAUGGAAGAUGGAGUUCUUGGCCUACUACAAUUGCUGGAAUGAUUUCGCGGAGAAUUUCUCCACCCAAGCCUUCAUGAUGUGCGACAAAACCAGCAGCUCCGGCGAUCUCAUCAUCGUCGCCUUCCGCGGCACCGAACCCUUCGACGCCACCCAAUGGUGCGCCGACAUCGACUUCUCAUGGUACGAAAUCCCCCAAGUCGGCAAGAUCCACGGCGGCUUCAUCAAAGCCCUCGGCCUUCAGAAGACGGCCGGCUUGCCCAAAGACCUCCCCACCCACUCCCCCCAUCACCCGCCCUACGCUUACUACGCCGUCCGCGAGAAGCUUCGCGACGCGCUCCGCCGAAAUGAGAGCGCGCGGUUCAUCGUGACGGGGCACAGCCUCGGCGGCGCUCUGGCGGUUCUGUUUCCGGUGGUGCUGGCGCUGCACGAGGAGGACUUGUUGCUGGAGAGGCUGGAGGGGGUUUACACUUUUGGGCAGCCGAGGGUGGGGGAUGAGAAGCUUGGGGACUUUGCGGAGAAGUAUUUGGGGGAGUCGAAUGGACGGCGGAGAUACAGCCGGUUUGUUUACUGUAAUGAUAUGGUGCCGAGGUUGCCUUACGAUGAUUCGACGCUGCUGUUCAAGCAUUUCGGCAAAUGUCUCUAUUAUAAUAGCUUCUAUAGAGGAAAGGUGGAGGAAGAAGAGCCAAAUAAAAACUACUUCUCAUUGUUGACUGUGAUUCCCAAAUAUUUUAAUGCCAUGUGGGAGAUCAUUCGAGGAUUUUUUAUUGGAUUUAUUGAAGGGUCGGAUUACAGCGAAGGAUGGGCUCUACGGCUGUUGAGGCUGUUCGGGCUGAUAGUACCUGGAUUACCACCGCAUUCCCCUCAGGAUUAUGUCAACUGUACAAGACUGGGAAAUUAUCUGCCAUUAGAGAAUGACACAAAAGAAUUUAAGCUAGAUUAGAUGUAUAUUCAUUUGGUUUUUGUUGGAAUUUUGUUAUUUGAGUGAAAGUAAAUUGAAAAAGUGACAAUAAAAAACACAGAAUUAGUUCUUUUGCACGUACUUAAA